Lathyrus sativus (Indian pea) is the source of this 1611-nucleotide messenger RNA. Lineage: Eukaryota; Viridiplantae; Streptophyta; Magnoliopsida; Fabales; Fabaceae. The record is from the annotation of a GenBank genome assembly.
AUGACCCUAACCCAGAACCAACCCACUAACCCAAUUCCUCAAACCCGAAACCCAAAAACCCAAUCCCAAUCUUCUUCAUCUUCCAGAAGCGGCAUGAAAUUAAUCGUGCCACUUCAAGGUGUAGUUCAAGGUCGCAGCGGUUUUCUCCUCGGUAUUUCAAUUCCUUGUGCUCUCUUUUACUUUCUUCAACUUUACCUCAAACGACGUCGUCCUAAUCCUAACCCUUCUUCUCCUUCUUCAUCUUCUUCUCCGACUCUUCUUCUUCCUCGGUCUUCUUCUCGGUCUAAUUUAUCCUCUCGCGGAUCGAUUUCGCCUGUUCGCCUUUCCAAACUCGCUGCGCUUUUAUCUAAGCCUGAUGAUUCUCUUUAUUAUCUUGGCUUGGAGAGGGUUGCGCAAGAUCCUUAUGAUGUUUCUGCUAACCCUAAUGGGAUUAUUCAGCUAGGCUUGUCGGAUAAUAAGUUGUGUUUUGAUUUGAUUGAGAAAUGGUUGGUGAAGAAUUUGGAGGGAUCAAUGAUGGGGAAUGGGGAUAUGAAUUUGAGUAUUAAUGGAAUUGUGCCUUAUCAACCUCAUCAUGGAUUGAAUGAAUUGAAAAUUGCCUUGGCAGAUUUUAUGCGUCAGGUUAUGGGAGGAUCAGUGGAAUUUGACCCGUCGAAUAUGGUACUAACAUCAGGAGCAACUCCUGCAAUCGAGAUACUAUCCUUCUGCUUGGCAGAUCAAGGAAACGCAUUCCUUGUCCCUACGCCUUAUUAUCCAGGUUUUGACAGGGACGUAAGAUGGCGUCCAGGGAUAGACUUAAUACCUGUUCACUGUCGAAGUACUGACAAUUUCAGCCUAAACAUCACUGCUCUCGAACAAGCGUUUAGUCAAGCAAGAAAACGAGGAGUCAAAGUUCGCGGAAUUCUCAUCUCCAACCCCUCGAAUCCUGUCGGCAAUAUUCUUACGAGAGAUGUGCUUUUCAGUCUUCUAGACUUUGCCGAAGAUAAAAACAUUCAUAUCAUUGCUGACGAAGUAUUUGCAGGCUCCACAUACGGAAGUGAGGAGUUUUUGAGUAUAGCCGAAGUUCUUGAUUCUGAAUACAUUGAUAAAAGCCGUGUUCAUAUAAUAUACAGCCUGUCAAAAGACCUCUCGAUUGCCGGCUUUAGAGUCGGGGUUAUACAUUCGCACAACCAAGCUGUUUUGGAAGCUGCCAAAAAAAUGAGUAGAUUUUCAUCCAUAUCUGCUCCAACACAGAGGUUAGUUACUUCAAUGCUCUCCGAUGAACGGUUCAUUCAGGAAUACAUUGAAACCAACCGGAAUAGAAUAAGACGCAUACACGAUGAGUUUGUGGAUUGUUUAAAUAAACUAGGAAUCAAGUGUGCUAAGAGCAGCGCCGGGAUGUUCUGUUGGGCUGAUAUGAGUGGAUUAAUCAAACCUUAUAGUGAGAAAGGAGAACAUGAAUUAUGGGAGAAGUUUAUCAAUGUUGCAAAGAUCAAUAUAACUCCUGGAUCGGCUUGCCAUUGCAUAGAACCAGGAUGGUUUCGUAUUUGUUUUACAACUAUUUCGUUCGAGGAAAUCCCUCUAGUUAUUGAAAGGAUUAGAAAAGUUGUUGAAAGUUGUAAAUCUUCAAGUUGA